This is a messenger RNA of Trichobilharzia regenti, 1143 nucleotides long. NCBI's taxonomy places the organism in Eukaryota, Metazoa, Platyhelminthes, Trematoda, Strigeidida, Schistosomatidae. The record is from the annotation of a GenBank genome assembly.
AUGGAGGAGGUGAAUAGUUCUCAGAUUCAUGACAAUAACUCUACAGAUCCUGAGAAGAAUUUGACACUAUCAUCAAGGAAGUCUAGCAUAGAGAUAGAGACUGCGGGAACCUUCGAAGAGAGUGCUGAUAGUGUGGUGGGCAAAGAAGAAACCAGCGUAGAUGCUCAGCGUAGCGUAAAUGCUUCUCACGAGAAUCUGUACACACCUGUGAUAAUUCAAAAGGAAUUAGACAUUUCUGAUCAGGUCAGCGAUGAAAGCUCUAAUAAAAUAUCAUCCGAAACGCCUACUGAAAGGGUCAUUACUCUUGAAAAUGAAAGAAUAGCUCAAUUUUCAAACAACAGUGACGACCUUAUUGAACAAGGCGAUCCCGAAGGUGUCCAUAGAAGCAUAUAUCUUACCUCAUCUAAUAAUGAAAGCGCAGAUACCUUAGAUGACGAAGUGUCUUCAAUAGAUGUGAAACAAAAGAGUUCUAAAAUCACGAUCGAAUAUGAUGUGCCAGAAAGUGAAGCAAAACCGGAGCAUAGUAUUGAAAUAGUCCGCAGUUAUGAUACAGACAUAAAUGUAGAUCAGGUAUACGACAUAACACCUGAACAAGAAAGUGCAUCUACGAUUUCAGCAACAAACACCCCUAGGGAAACUGUAGCUCCUGAGACAGGAGAACACUUAACUAAUAGUCAAAAUAGUCUCCACUCAGGCAGUCUUGGCUCUUCAGAGAAACAUUCUAUCGAAGCUGAUAUGAACAAGACAAUAGAAAAAACUGAUGAAACACUCCAGGAGUUCGAAGGACUGAAGAUAAGCAACUCAGAAAUGAAAGUGGAUGAUCCAUCUGACGACUUAUUUGAGCAUGAAGAAGUUAAACAUGAUGACGGGGAAAUACAAACACAAGCAUCCGAGUAUUCUGUACCUCAGGAAGAUGAAAUUCACUACGAAACAAACGAUUUUUCUCCUAAUAACGAUAACAGCGGCUUCUUGCUUCAUACAAGCUCUCAAGAUGUCGAACACUUUGUUAGCCAACAAGACUAUAUAGUGGACAGUAGUAAUGAUAUACAAUUAGACAGUGCUUCAUCUGAAAAAGUUACCGAAGUGGACGGAACAAAUGUUGAGGAACCAUUUAUUCCCGCAGAUACAUCAAAUACACUGUAG